Scomber scombrus (Atlantic mackerel) is the source of this 3692-nucleotide messenger RNA. It is a transcript of the gene acsf2, whose product is annotated as acyl-CoA synthetase family member 2. The transcript is spliced from 16 exons. Gene Ontology annotation, molecular function: medium-chain fatty acid-CoA ligase activity. Lineage: Eukaryota; Metazoa; Chordata; Actinopteri; Scombriformes; Scombridae. Bases 443 to 2290 code for a protein of 615 amino acids. The record is from RefSeq and is a predicted model, not a curated record. Gene Ontology annotation, biological process: fatty acid metabolic process.
AACUGUUAUUUUAAAAAAGACUUGUGUAUCUAUCCUUCACCCUUACAUCCUGUUUGGAUUUUCCACCCUCGGAGUAUGUUUGGAAUCAAUUUUGACCCGGUACAAGACUCCCCUCGUAAAAAGUGUCUAUACCAAAUUUUUUUUAGGGUAAAAGACAUUUGUGUGUUGUUGUUUUUAUUUUUUUUAAUUUUUUUACAGCUGUCAAAUUUGACAGGUUAAGAAAACCUGUGUAUCAAUCCUUAAAUGGUGUUAGAUGUUUGGCGCCACCUACAGGACAUUUCUGCAUCAUGAAAACAAGUAAUGAUCAAGGUUCGAGCUCGGGGCAGCCAAUAGUCAGUCACCACUCUUUCCCAGAAGAAAAGCACCACUUUCCCUCUGCACUUCCCCUCAGUGUGCAAUCACUCAACCGGAGGGGCGAGGUGACCUGCAGCAGCUGGACACGAUGAUCUCCAACACGGCUCUUUGUACCAGAUAUCUGCGGAUCAACUGUGCUGCUUUCUCCAGAGCUGCAGAGGUUUCACGGAGACCAUUGGCACGCCGUCCAUUACCAUUACCAGCAGCAAGUCGUGGCAUUCAUGUGGACUGUCCGCCCAUCAUCCCGACUCUCACUAGCAGCUACGCCCAUGGCACCACUUCCUCAACUUUGCUCCACACCACAGUAGGACAGACCCUGCAGAAGACUGUCGAGCAAUGGCCUGACCGAGAGGCCGUGGCUUUUCUAGAAGACGGAGUCCGGAAGACCUUUGCACAGUUUUCCCAAGAUGUGGACCAGGCUGCAGCCGGGCUGCUGGCACUUGGACUGGAGAAAGGAGACCGUCUUGGCAUGUGGGGACCCAACACUUAUGAAUGGAUCCUGUUCCAAUUUGCAACAGCCAAAGCUGGCAUUAUAUUGGUGUCUGUGAAUCCAGCGUAUCAGCUGCAGGAAGUGGAGUUUGCAUUGCGGAAGGUUGGGUGUAAAGCUAUAGUGUGCCCAUCGGAGUUUAAGACUCAGAAAUACUGUGACAUGCUGAGAAAGAUAUGUCCAGAGAUCGAGUCCUCCACCCCAGGAGAUAUCAAGAGUGCCAGACUCCCAGACCUCCGCUCUGUGAUUGUCCUGAGCAGCCGACAGCCAGGAAUGCACCAUUUUGAGGACGUGAUGCAGGCGGGCAGCAGCCAGUACGUGAAGAAGCUUCAAGAUUUGCAAAAGAAGAUCUCGUUUGAUGACCCCAUAAACAUCCAGUUCACUUCGGGCACAACUGGAGCUCCAAAGGGCGCUACAUUAUCACAUCACAACAUUGUCAACAACGCCUACUUUGUUGGCAAACGCGUUGGAUACACCUGGAGGCCUCACACUCGUGUCUGUUUGCCUGUACCUUUGUACCACUGCUUCGGCUCUGUGGGUGGUGGGAUGUGCAUGGCCGUGCAUGGCCUCUCCGUGGUCUUCCCCUCUGCUGGGUACGAUGGAGCGGCCAACUUAGCAGCUGUGGAGAGUGAAAGGUGUACCUUCAUCUACGGGACCCCCACCAUGUAUGUUGAUAUGAUUGGCCAGAUGGGCUUGCGUAAAUAUGACUUGUCGUCAGUGAAGGCAGGCAUCAUGGCCGGUUCCCCUUGUCCUCCAGAGAUUGUGAAGAAGGUCAUUUCUGUAAUGGGCAUCGAGGGAAUAACAAUUGGAUAUGGCACCACAGAGAACAGCCCUGUGACGUUCUGUGCUUCGCCGGAAGACAACAUGAAGAGGAAGUCCGAGACAGUCGGGUACAUCAUGGACCACUUAGAGGCUAAAAUCGUGGAUCCUACAACUGGAGAGCUCCUACCUCUGGGCAUGCUGGGGGAGAUUAUGAUCCGAGGCUACUGUGUGAUGCUGGAGUACUGGGGCGACAAAGCCAAAACCGAGGAAGUCAUCUCUAAAGACGGCUGGUACAGAACUGGAGACAUUGGCAGCUUGGAUGCGUACAGCUACUGCCAAAUCGAGGGCAGGAUUAAAGACAUGAUCAUCAGAGGAGGAGAGAACAUUUACCCGGCUGAGAUCGAACAGUUCCUGCACACACACCCCAAAGUGAAGGAAGCACAGGUGGUUGGAGUGGAUGAUUACCGUUUGGGUGAAGAAGUCUGUGCCUGUAUCACACUGGUGGACGGACAGGAGUGUACUGAACAGGAAAUUAAAGCUUACUGCAAGGAACAGAUUGCUCACUUCAAGAUUCCUCGCUACGUACUUUUUGUAACCAGCUACCCGCUCACUGUUACUGGAAAGAUCCAGAAGCACAAACUACGAGAGAUCGCUGAAGAGCAGCUGGGACUGAAGAAGGAAAAAUGAGGGGCCAACAGCUCAUACAUUCCAUUGAGAUAAAAGAUAGAGAGGGAGAUAGAUUAAUUAGUGUGUGUUGUAUCCCACAAACACCAAUUGGGGUUACAUACCCAGCCAUCAGAACAUCUUAAAACCUGUUUUUUAAAAUGUAUUAAAGGCAGCCCUCGUGCCUUCAGUAAACAUGAUGGAUGGGUAUAAAGCUGUCCUGGGCCAAAUGAUUGUGUAUCUUCUUUUAACCAGCUGUUAAAGGAUUAUAAUCAUAUUCUAUAUUUCUCUUACUGUCAAUGAAUCCAAUGAAAAGCCCAACAAUCCUGUUAAUAAGUAUCGUCUGUGUAGCCGAAACAACUCCUUUAUCACCACAAACACGCACACUGUGGUUCAGUUUGAGUCAGUAACACCCUGACACGCUGUCCCGCUGCAAUGAAUACACACUAGAGCCCCAAAUGUGUAUUAAUCUGCAGCUGAAAAUAGAUCCUAACAAAUGCGCUAUUUGCACCUAUUAAAGUAACGUUGACUGGAAACUACAGUGCCCAUCUGUUUAAGGAAAUUACUGAACUUUUUAAAAACAAAAAUAAAACUAUGUAUUUAUAAUCAGUUUCUUAAAUAUCUACAUAAAUAUGAGCUGGUCCCCACACAGGGCUCUCAGACCCCAUUCUGGUCCCCGUUCUUUGUACAUGGAUGACCGAGUUAUCCAGAUUAAAAUGUCGAUAAUUUUACAAAAAAUCCAGAUUAAUUUUUUUAGUCCUUCUUGGCUGUUUUAUAAUUAAUCUGGAACUGUUGUCAUAGCAACAAGUCUUUAAACCCAAAUCUGCAAAGGUGACAGUUACGUGGAUCCUGAUUACGGCCUUUUAGGAUCAAUAAAUGUUCAGAUACAGUCAUCUAAUGAAAGAAUUAUGACGUAAUUAUGAUUUGUUGUAAUUAUGUGAUUUACUUAUACAUGUUACUCAUGUUACUCAUACAUGAUAAUAUAUACAAGUGUGCACUAGAAGGGAAGUUAAAUUUAGUUUUGGAUACUCGGAGCAAAAAGACAUAAACCUUAAAGGACCAAUGGAGCACAUUUAGUUUAACUUUUUAACACUAAACUUUGACUGACUGCAGAAUUCACUUUGCUGAAAGUCGUUUAUGCAAUUAAAACUUAUUUGUGUAAUGAAAGAGAGAGAAACACUGUGGAUCAUGAUGUGUAAUAAAAUAACAGCAGUACCAAUACAGGAUCACAUUAAAAUCAUGCUUUUUGUCUUGAUUUUGAUUGUUCAUAACACACCUACCUCAUUUAACAGCAAUCACAUCAUGAGCACCAAAUGAGAAUUGACAGCAUUAUUUUAGUCUUGCAUGUUAGCCUGAAUUAGCCAAGCCACAUUUGAAGAACAGUCUUUUCAUUAGAUUUGUUGACAUAAAGAAAAAAUAUUCAUCC